This is a messenger RNA of Ipomoea nil (Japanese morning glory), 798 nucleotides long. RefSeq names its product serine carboxypeptidase-like 46. Bases 111 to 476 code for a protein of 121 amino acids. Gene Ontology annotation, molecular function: serine-type carboxypeptidase activity. NCBI's taxonomy places the organism in Eukaryota, Viridiplantae, Streptophyta, Magnoliopsida, Solanales, Convolvulaceae. Gene Ontology annotation, biological process: proteolysis. Gene Ontology annotation, cellular component: vacuole. The record is from RefSeq and is a predicted model, not a curated record. The transcript has 6 exons.
CUCUGGGCUAUGGUGCGUUUAUGGAACAUGGUCCGUUUCAGCCAGGGAGAGAUGGCAACUUGGUUAAGAACAAGUAUUCUUGGAAUUUAGAAAGAUGAACAGAAUCAAAUAUGUUAUACCUAGAGUCCCCUAUUGGAGUUGGAUUUUCGUACUCAAACACAAGCUCAGACUAUUUCAAUUGGAAUGAUACACAAACCGCUCUGGAGAAUCUGCGUUUCAUUCUCAAGUGGUUUGAGAAAUUCCCACAAUACCAAAAUUCAGAUUUGUUCUUAACUGGGGAGAGUUAUGCAGGUCACUAUAUACCACAGCUUGCAGAACUGAUGCUAAAAUACAACAAACAGACAAACAUCAAGCCUAUCAAGCUCAAGGCCAUUGCACUCGGGAAUCCACUUCUGGAUAUUGAGAUCAGCAUGAAUGCUGCUGAGUUUCUCUGGUAUCACGGAGCCAUAUCUGACGAUUUGCUUGCUAUGAAAUGAGCAAUCUGUAACAACACAAGGUUCGCUUUGGAGUACAUCCAAGGAAAUAUAUCUAAGGAAUGCGCUCUAGUAAACAAACUCACAGCGGAGGAGGUGGGGGGCAACAUUGAUCCUCAUGAUAUCCUCUUACCAAUAUGUUUAUCCUCAAAAGCAAAGCAGCAAAUGGUUUUCUUUGAAAAUCUUGUCACCACCCAUACAAAGAUUGAUAAGAGAGCUGCAGCUAGUGAUCCAUGCCUUACAGAUCGGAUAUAUGCGUAUUCACAGAGACCUGAAGUUCAGAAAGCAUUGCAUGCUAAUACAACUCACCUCCCAUGGGCCUGGG